This is a messenger RNA of Silurus meridionalis, 988 nucleotides long. Its product is annotated as Protein YIPF5-like. NCBI's taxonomy places the organism in Eukaryota, Metazoa, Chordata, Actinopteri, Siluriformes, Siluridae. Gene Ontology annotation, biological process: endoplasmic reticulum to Golgi vesicle-mediated transport; vesicle fusion with Golgi apparatus. Gene Ontology annotation, cellular component: membrane; trans-Golgi network. The coding region runs from base 76 to 825 and encodes 249 amino acids. The transcript has 6 exons. The record is from RefSeq and is a predicted model, not a curated record.
GCUGUUUAAGGCAGAAGGCAGACCCUUACCGAUAUACCACUCGGAACAGGCCUUUUCUACUGGAGUGUUUAAAGAAUGGGGGAGUUCAGGCAGUUUGAUCAAGACUUCUACCAGUCUGAAUAUUACAUUAAUGAUCAGGCCCAAGACGCAUGUGGCUAUGACCCAGCAUACACCAGUCCACAUUUCCAAGACGUAGAUUGUACUUCUCCUACAUCAGAUGCCUAUGCCCCAUUAACCGAUCCACCUUACUCUGAGCAGAUGUUUCAGCCUUCAGCUAUUCCUGGGGCUAAUGAGCACACUGACUCCUUUGAGGAAGAACCUCCACUGUUAGAGGAGUUGGGCAUUAACUUUGAUCACAUCUGGCAGAAGACUCUGACUGUGCUGAACCCGAUGAAGCCAGCAGAUGGCAGCAUAAUGAAUGAGACAGACUUAACUGGUCCUGUCGUUUUCUGUAUUGCUUUAGGAGCCACCCUUUUGAUGGCAGGAAAAGUACAUUUUGGUUAUGUGUAUGGUAUCAGUGCCCUCAGUUGUGCAGGAAUGUACAUUCUGCUGAAUUUAAUGAGUGUAUACACAAUAUCCUAUGGAUGUGUGGCUAGUGUAUUAGGAUACUGCCUGCUGCCCAUGGUGGCUCUCUCUGCCUUUGCUAUUUUUUAUUCCUUACAAGGGGUUUUGGGCACACUGCUGGCCUUGUUUGUGAUUGGCUGGUGCAGUCUAUCAGCUUCUAAAAUCUUUACUUCUACUCUGGAUAUGGGUGGACAGCAGCUGCUGGUGGCGUAUCCAUGCACACUGCUUUAUGGAGUUUUUGCCCUUCUCACUAUCUUUUGAUUAUCCAAAUAAAACGUUUUGACACAUCUGAAACCCAGUUUAAAAUGGCUCACGAACUAAGUUUCUUGAAUUGUGUUUGGAAAAAAAAAACAAGUGGGGAUUCAUCAUAAUUUUUUAAAAAUUUGGUAAAAAGAAUGAUGUUAUACAUCUACAGUAUAACAUA